CCGACUACCUGAGUUGGAAUGAAGAUUAAAUUAAAAUAGUUCAACGAGAGACUUGGAUUGUUGCAGUUGGAAAAAUGUUAGUGCUCCAGUUCGUAUUUAUGCUAAUCCUGGCCAGCAGCAGAGGAGAUGUGGAGAACGAAGUCGAGCUGGAUGAUGAUCAUCCUUCACGACCAGAGCCGAUCGAUGGACGAUCUUUUUUCUUUCUGGGGACUUUGUUCCGCCGUUGGAGAAAUCGAUGGAUGGCCUAUCAAAAUCCGGAUCCGAUGUUUGCCGGUCCUGCUUAUCCCAUAACGGGAUACUAUAAUUGCCCAGCGUAUGGUUGCAAUCCAGCUGUUAUUGGUCCUCAGCCUGGUUAUUAUGCCAACCCCGUAGGAUUCUAUACCAUGCCACUGAAUCAACAGCAAGCUCAGGGAAACAGCAACGUCUACAUCUACCAGAGUGAUCAGAACUCCGCCUCAGCAGGGAGUCCCCUAGGAUAUGGAUAUCUUAAUGGUGUAUCGCCACUUGGACCCGCAUCGCCACUGCCUCCGCCUUCGAGAAUUCCGCCGCCCUCCGGAAUUCCUCCGCUUUCUACUGCAUCUGCUAGUGCCGGCGGCUAUUCUGGACCAGAGACAGGACCUGGACAACGGCCAGGACUUUUUCCAAUUCCCUUACCGCAACUGGGAUGAACGGGAAAAACAAGAAGCCGGAGGAAGCGCUCGCCUAAGUAAACAGCGCAGACAAAGUAAAAGAAAACAACACAAUUUUAAUUGAAAAGUGUUCGAAAAAAAAUUAAGAAAAAAUAGACACAAUUAAAGUGCUCGCUUACCAUUAAAGUGGUAGCAUCUAAAUGUUUUAAUAAUGUUACCAAUUUAUAUACAUUAGUGAUUUAAAAAGCUACACUUUAAA
Molecule: messenger RNA, 888 nt
Organism: Drosophila ficusphila
Lineage: Eukaryota; Metazoa; Arthropoda; Insecta; Diptera; Drosophilidae
Exons: 1
Coding region: 75-668 (197 amino acids)
Source: RefSeq, a predicted model, not a curated record